Molecule: messenger RNA, 1406 nt
Organism: Hevea brasiliensis (rubber tree)
Lineage: Eukaryota; Viridiplantae; Streptophyta; Magnoliopsida; Malpighiales; Euphorbiaceae
Product: TMV resistance protein N
Exons: 2
Coding region: 289-1047 (252 amino acids)
Biological process (GO): defense response; signal transduction
Molecular function (GO): ADP binding
Source: RefSeq, a predicted model, not a curated record
UCAUUCUUUUUCUUCCCUUUUCCAUCAUCCCAUGAGUGCUUUCUCUAUAAAAAUCUGCAAAAUCACAGCUUUACAAAUCGUCCUUCUACUGCCAAUUUCUCUAUUUCACUUUUGCUGCAAUAUUUGAGUUCAUCAUUAAACUCUUACGCUUCUUUAUUUUAUUCGGAUUUUGCAUCUUAGAUCGAUUUGUCAUAGGGUCCAAUGUCAUUCUUUGUUUGUUUGCAAAGAACCAGAGGGAAUUCUAGCAAAAAUAAGUGAUUUUUGUUCUGGAGGACGAUUUUUUACAGAAUGGCUUCCUCUUCUUCUACAGCCCCUGAAUGGAAACACGAUGUGUUCAUUAGUUUCAGGGGUGGAGAUACGCGUGAUAAUUUUACCCAUUUUCUUUAUAACAAAUUCUAUCAGAAGGGAAUUGAGACUUUCAUUGAUAAUCAGCUGAAUAGAGGAGAGGAGAUCACUCCAGAGCUAUUGAGAGCAAUUGAAGAAUCGAUGGUUGCUGUAAUUGUUUUCUCACCGAACUACGCGGAUUCACCAUGGUGCUUGGAGGAGCUCGUGCAUAUCAUGGAAUGCAAGAAGGCUCAUGGGCAGAAUGUUUUACCGGUGUUCUACCACGUAGAUCCUUCGGAUGUGGUGGACCAAACUGGGGAUUUUGGGAAAGGAUUUGAUAGAGCUAAAAAAGAAGCACAAGCUAGUGCAGAUAUGCGCAUUGUGGAGAAGUGGAUAGCUGCUUUGAAGGACGCAGCCAAUCUAUCAGGAUUUGAUUCAGCUGUUUCCAGACCUGACUCCACCCUUAUCAAUGAUAUUGUAAAUCAUGUAUUGAAGAAGUUGAAUCAUGCACCGUCAAAUCAUCCUGAGAGAGCGAUUGGAAUAGAAUCCUCCGUGGAACAAGUGGAAAAAUUAUUAAAUAUUAAAUAUCCUGAUGUUCGCAUAAUAGGAAUUUGGGGCAUGGGCGGUAUAGGCAAAACGACGAUUGCUGAGGUUAUCUAUGAAAGAAUAUAUGCUCUAUUUGACAGUUGUCACGACCCAACCUAUGGGCCGGACCGGCACUAGGACCUGGGCCAGCUUAAAGCCCCCGAGGCCCGUAGUAAGCCUAACUGUUCAUUAACCCAACUCUAAGGCCCAUUUGGGCCCAAUUUCAAGAAAACAAACGGACAGAGUCCGACCAUAAAAUGGACUUUCCAACGGGGAGUUUUCGACUCACCCGACCUGUAAACACAAUAUAUAGUCAAUUGGGGAGCUCAGCUCACCCUCCACAUACUCAUAGCAGCAUAAAAAUAAAUGGGAGCUCAGCUCCCUCAUCAAAUCCAUCCAACAUGCAUAGAAUAUUAAGUUUACAGGUCCAAAAAUAAUAAUUUAGUUUACAGACCCAAAUCAAAUAAACAUUUCUAACACAUGCGGAAAUUCUAAGA